AUGAGCGUCCCCGACUACAUGCAGUGUGCUGAGGACCAUCAGACGCUGCUGGUGGUGGUCCAGCCUGUGGGCAUCGUUUCGGAGGAGAACUUCUUCAGGAUUUACCAGCGGAUCGCGUCCGUCAGCCAGAUCAGCGUGCGCGACUCCCAGCGAGUGCUGUACAUCCGCUACCGGCACCACUACCCGCCGGACAACAACGAGUGGGGCGACUUCCAGACCCACCGCAAGGUGGUGGGCCUCAUCACCAUCACCGACUGCUUCUCCGCCAAGGACUGGCCGCAGACCUUCGAGAAGUUCCACGUGCAGAAGGAGAUCUACGGCUCCACGCUCUACGACUCCCGCCUCUUCGUGUUUGGGCUGCAGGGUGAGGUGGCCGAGCAGCCGCGCACCGACGUGGCCUUCUACCCCAACUACGAGGACUGCCACACGGUGGAGAAGAGGAUUGAGGACUUCAUUGAGUCGCUCUUCAUUGUGCUGGAGUCCAAGCGGCUGGACAGAGCCACAGACAAGUCUGGGGACAAGAUCCCCCUCCUCUGUGUCCCCUUUGAGAAGAAGGACUUCGUGGGACUGGACACAGAUAGCAGACACUACAAGAAGCGGUGCCAGGGGCGCAUGCGGAAGCACGUCGGGGACCUGUGUCUGCAGGCUGGGAUGCUGCAGGACUCGCUGGUGCACUACCACAUGUCUGUGGAGCUGCUGCGCUCUGUUAACGACUUCCUGUGGCUCGGAGCUGCCCUCGAGGGGUUAUGCUCUGCCUCUGUCAUCUCUCACUACCCUGGUGGGACCGGCGGGAAGACUGGAGUAAGAAGGUUGCAGGGCAGUUCGCUCCCCACUGAGGCAGCCAACCGACACCGCCCAGGGGCGCAGGAAGUCCUCAUUGACCCAGGCGCGCUGACCACCAAUGGUAUCAAUCCUGACACCAGCACCGAGAUUGGCCGUGCCAAGAAUUGCCUGAGCCCCGAAGACAUCAUUGACAAGUACAAGGAGGCCAUCUCCUACUACAGCAAGUAUAAGAACGCUGGUGUGAUCGAGCUGGAGGCUUGUGUCAAAGCGGUGCGUGUUCUCGCAAUUCAGAAACGGAGCAUGGAGGCCUCGGAAUUCCUCCAGAAUGCAGUGUACAUUAACCUCCGCCAGCUCUCGGAGGAGGAGAAGAUCCAGCGUUACAGCAUCCUCUCUGAGCUGUACGAGCUCAUUGGCUUCCACCGCAAGGCGGCCUUCUUCAAGCGCGUGGCCGCCAUGCAGUGUGUGGCCCCCAGCAUCGCAGAGCCGGGCUGGCGGGCCUGCUACAAGCUGCUGCUGGAGACGCUGCCCGGCUACAGCCUGUCGCUGGACCCCAAGGACUUCAACAGAGGCACACACCGCGGCUGGGCCGCUGUGCAGAUGCGCCUGCUGCAUGAACUUGUCUACGCCUCCCGGAGAAUGGGCAACCCCGCGCUGUCCGUCCGCCACCUGUCCUUCCUCCUGCAGACCAUGAUGGACUUCCUGUCAGAUCAGGAGAAGAAAGACGUGACUCAGAGCCUGGAGACCUACACAUCCAAGUGUCCUGGGACCAUGGAGCCCAUCACACUGCCAGACGGCCUCACCUUGCCCCCAGUGCCCUUCACCAAGCUGCCCAUUGUCCGGCAUGUGAAGCUGUUGAACCUUCCUGUUAGCCUCCGGCCACAGAAAAUGAAAAGCCUGCUGGGCCAGAACAUGUCCACCAAGAGUCCCUUCAUCUACUCACCGAUUAUUGCGCACAACCGUGGGGAGGAACGCAGCAAGAAGAUAGACUUCCAGUGGGUCCAGGGCGAGGUGUGUGAAGUCCAGCUGAUGGUGUACAACCCCAUGCCAUUUGAACUCCGAGUGGAAAACAUGGGCCUCCUCACCAGCGGAGUGGAGUUCGAGUCUCUGCCUGCAGCGCUCUCUCUGCCCGCCGAGUCUGGUCUGUACCCUGUGACGCUGGUCGGGGUUCCUCAGACCACGGGGACCAUCACUGUUAAUGGUUACCACACCACAGUCUUUGGUGUCUUCAGUGACUGCUUGCUGGAUAACCUGCCCGGAGUGAAGACCAGCGGCUCCACUGUGGAGGUCAUCCCCGCCCUGCCCCGCCUCCAGAUCAGCACGUCCUUACCCAGGUCUGCACACUCACUGCAGCCCUCCUCAGGUGAUGAGGUGUCUACAAAUGUGUCUGUCCAGCUUUACAAUGGAGAAACCCAGCAACUUGUCAUUAAGUUAGAGAACAUAGGGACCGAACCUUUGGAGAACCUGGAAGUUACCUCAAAGAUUCUCACCACCAAAGAAAAACUGUACGGGGACUUCCUGAGCUGGAAGCUGGAGGAGACCCUGGCCCAGUUUCCCCUGCAGCCGGGCAAGACGGCCACGUUCACCGUCAACAUCAAAGUGAAGCUGGAUUUCUCUUGCCAGGAGAAUCUUCUCCAAGACCUCAGCGAUGAUGGGAUCAGCGUCAGUGGCUUCCCGCUCUCCAGUCCUUUCAGGCAGGUUGUCCGGCCCCGAGUGGACAGCAAACCCGCCAACCCUCCUGAGAGCAGCAAGACGGGCGACUUCAGCCACGUGAAGACUCUGGAAGCUGUCUUGAACUUUAAAUACUCCGGAGGCCCCGGCCAUGUGGAUGGCUACUACCGGAACCUCGCCCUGGGCCUGCACGUGGAGGCCGAGCCGUCCGUGUUCUUCACCCGAGUCAGCACUCUCCCUGCAACCAGCACCCGGCAGUGCCAUCUGCUGCUGGACGUCUUCAACGCCACGGAGCACGAGCUGACCAUCAGUGCCAGGAGCAACGAGGAGCUCAUCCUGCACGCAAGCGAGUGCCAGCGGAUGGCCAUUCAAGUGGACAAGUUCAGCUUCGAGAGCGUCCCAGAAUCUGCCAGGGAGAAGGGUCCGCUUGCAAGCCCCAGUCAGCUGGAAGAAGAGAGGCAGGAAGCACGUGGCCUGGAAAUCCACAGCAAGCUGGGCGUCCACUGGACGAUCCCAUCCCUCAAGCGCCGCGGGGAGGCGAGCGUGGAGGGGCUGCUCACUCAGCUGGUCCUGGAGCACCUGCAGCUGGCCCCACUGCAGUGGGAUGUACUGGUGGACGGGCAGCCUUGUGACUGUGGGGUGGCGACCGCCUGCAGCGUGGGGGACCCCGUGCGCCUGGAGGUACGCCUGACCAACCGGAGCACGCGCAGCGUGGGGCCCUUUGCGCUCACCGUGGUGCCCUACCAGGACCACCAGAACGGUGUCCACAACUACGAGCUGCACCACGCCGUCUCCUUCGUGGGCUCCAGCACCUUCCACCUGGAGGCGGUACAGCCUUCGGGGCAGUCGGCCUGCCUGGGGGCCCUGCUCUUCCUGUACACAGGCGAGUUCUUCCUGCACAUCCGCUUCCAUGAGGAUAACUCGAGCAAGGAGCUGCCGCGGUCCUGGUUCUGCCUGCCCAGCGUGCACCUGAGUGCCCUGGAGACGCGGGCCUGA
Messenger RNA from Elephantulus edwardii (Cape elephant shrew), 3447 nucleotides. It is a transcript of the gene TRAPPC9, whose product is annotated as trafficking protein particle complex 9. Lineage: Eukaryota; Metazoa; Chordata; Mammalia; Macroscelidea; Macroscelididae. The transcript has 22 exons. Gene Ontology annotation, cellular component: trans-Golgi network. Bases 1 to 3447 code for a protein of 1148 amino acids. The record is from RefSeq and is a predicted model, not a curated record.